Molecule: messenger RNA, 2641 nt
Organism: Exaiptasia diaphana
Lineage: Eukaryota; Metazoa; Cnidaria; Anthozoa; Actiniaria; Aiptasiidae
Product: probable flavin-containing monoamine oxidase A
Exons: 11
Coding region: 201-1646 (481 amino acids)
Molecular function (GO): oxidoreductase activity
Source: RefSeq, a predicted model, not a curated record
UGUUUGCGAAUUGGAAAAAGAGCAGCAGAGAGGACUUACAUUUCAUCUUGUCAUAUGACUUGGAAGAGUUUUAUGUUUAUGGCUGCUUUCCGGCCUUGAGUUCAUAAACAUGUAAAGGAAAUUGAAGAACUUUCCUGUUAGACAAUUUUUGCAGCAAUUACCAUUAAAUUUAGGCACUUCGUUGGAGUGUUGUUGUUCUGAUGGCGACCGCGAGCAACCACAAUGGCGACCUGGAUGAAGUAUCUUCGGUGGAUGUCGUGAUAGUUGGAGCAGGAAUUUCUGGUCUUUGUGCGGCUUAUAGCAUCCUGAAAACAGAGAAAUACCAUUCUAUUGUAGUUCUGGAAGCUAAAGAUCGUGUCGGCGGGCGCCUGGACUCUAUUAAACUUAAAACUACUCAUGGGGAAGACGCAUGGGAUGUUGGUGGACAAUGGAUUGGAAGGGAGCAAAAAGACAUUGUAGAAUUAUUAGAAGAACUGAAGAUAGAAACCUAUAAGCAAUGGUAUGAUGGCAAGAAAAUCAUACAACUCAGUGAUGGGAAGUUGAAAACAUACUCUGGUAGCUAUCCAUCUCUCUCAUAUUUAUCACUGAUAGACACAUACUAUUUGAACUGCAAAAUAGAAAAUUUGUGCAAUUUAGUUCCACUAGAUGAUCCCAAUAAAUGUAUUUAUGCUGAAGAGUGGGAUGGAAUGACUGUUGAAUCCUGGGUUAAACAGCAAGCUUGGACACAAGGAACAGUUGAAAUGAUAGAAAUUGCCGUAGGAUGUAUAUUUGGAGUGACAACAGCACAGAUGUCUCUAUUGUUCUUCUUACAUUAUCUUCAGACUUGUGGUGGCUGGGAAAAUCUGGUUGAAUCCGGGAAAGAGGGUGGAGCACAAGAAUUCAGAGUCAAAGGAACUGCACACAAUGUAACUAAAGUUUUGGCAGAGAGAAUUGGGUGGAAUAAGAUCCUUCUCAGGCAACCUGUAGUCUCAAUAAGACAGACUUCUGAAAGUAUUGUUGUUUGUACAAAAAAUGGUUUGAGAUUUGUUGCAAAGUUUGCCAUUAUUGCAAUCCCCCCACGAUUAACAGGCAAGAUUGAUUUUAUGCCGAGAUUGCCAUAUGACAAGCAGCACACCAUUGAAAAUAUGAUUCCUUCUCAUCUGACCAAGUUUAUUGUAAGCUAUCCUUCUGCGUUUUGGCGGAAGAAUGGGAUGUCUGGUGAGAUAGCUCAUAUUACAGGAAGAUAUCACUGCGAGUCAGACCCAAUAGCAUUAACAUUUGAUGGAACAACAAGUAAUGGAAGCCCAGCUAUUAUUGGGUUUAUUACUUCAUAUGCAGCUUCCAAGUGGAGCAAUAAAUCAGAAGAGAAGAAGAAGGAUGCUAUUAUCAAGUCUCUUGCAAGAUACUUGGGUUCUGAUGCUGAAAAUCCAUUGGACUGUGCUGUUAAGGAUUGGUCAGAGGAAGAAUGGAAUGGUGGAUGUCCAGUAGAUGUCAUGGUUCCUGGUGCUUUUACCAACUACGGCAAUUGCCUAAAAGAACCAUUUCAAAGGAUACAUUGGGCAGGAACUGAGACAUCUGAUGUCCAUCGUGGUUAUAUCAGUGGAGGUGUGCAUGCUGGUUACAGAGCUGCCAGGGAGGUCAUUACAAGACUUCAGACAAAUAAGUAAUGCCUUUUGCAGGCAACUCCUUCCACAAUGGCUUUAGGCCAUGUAAAGAUGUCUGUUAUCUCCUCAUUGCCUCAGUUCCCCUGAAGAAAAAAGUGAAAUAGAUGAUAUAAAAUAAUUCAGUAAAUUUCUAGACUUAAUUAUUAUAUGAAUUAUGAUGAGUUUAAAGUACAGUCAUAUUGAAUAAGCGUUCUCAAAUAAUAUUUUUUGAUGGUUUCCAUUUACUUCAAACCUAUGUACAUGUAUUAUAACCUCCUUUUAGCAUUUUUCUUUCCUUUCUAAAAAAAAAUAACAGGCUUCCUGUUUUAGAUCGGUAAGAGAGCAGGAUGCCUCCAGAGGAUGCAGAGGAGGCUACAUAUGAUAUAUUGUUAAUUAUAAUAACAAUGGGGGCAAAAUGAAAUGAAAGUUUAUUUACGCUCACUUGCUGUGGCUAUAUGAUUUUACUGAUAUAUAUUACCUCAUCACUGGUGGUGUGAGUAGCGUUUGGAAUACAUACAUCAGUCUGAUCUGUACAGACCUUACGCAGUCGUGGCUCCUCGUGAAUUUUAAAUGAAUAAAUAGGCUUAAUAUUAUAAUAUUAUAUAUUAUAAAUAAUAUUUUAUGCAAAAUGCAAAUUGUUAGCAUAAAACAAAGUAUAAUGAUGUAGAAGAUAUAUGCACAAUCUUGUAGCCCUAGUCUUCAUUUUUCUUGGCCAGCGCUGUCGACAAACAUUACGUUUACAUGUUUGACGUUGGUCAAGAAGUCUCAGGGUACGAGAUUGAUAUAUAUGUUGUGACAUUAAUUUAUAAUAAGUUGCAAUUUCAAAGUGUUACCACUCGACAGUGAAGUCAUUAAACCUGUGAAACAUAACCUUUCUAUCAAAGUGUGAUAGUCUCAACUAAAGUGUAUUUAGUGCAAUAUCUAUUGAACAGGUUUUUUUACUUCACUUCAAUUUAAAGCAUGCAACUGUACAAAAUCUAUAGAGUAAUAUUAAUUUGCACUAAAAGUGGACCUGAAGC